AAUUGUUUCAAAUCCAGUUCUCAAAGUAGAACAGCGAUAUUUUGCGGUUAACAAUUUCCACUAUUACCGGGCGUUUCACUCUCGUUUUAACUCAUUUAGACCAAAAACAUUUUAAAUACUUAGUUUCCCAUUAAUUUACGUUUUAUUGACGUCGCUGGAUGUUCUCCGAAUUAUCCAAAAUUGGGUUUUAUUAGUCACAGGGUCACGUCACAGCACUGACCAGCUCCAAUUUCUUUUUUAUAUAAAGCAGUGAUUGAAUUAUAAUUCUGGCAAUUUGUUACUAAUCUUAUUGUGUAUACAUACAUUUUUAUAACACCAAGGAAGUACUGCAGCCGUCAUGAGUUAUCAACAAGGCCAGAGACCGGGAGCUCCUUACCCCACACAACCCGGGGGCGCACCGUACCCCUCUCACUCCCCUUACCCUCCCCAGCAGCCUUACGGGUACCCUCCGGCAGGACCCCCAAUGCAAAUGCCACAACCCUUGCCGAUACCCACUUAUUCCCCCAGUGCACCAUCGGGGGCGGGCAACUAUCCUCCUUCCCCACAACAUCAUUCUCCUUAUCCUCCAUCUUCGGCUGGGUAUCCGCCAGCUCCCGGUGGGUCAUAUCCUCCUCCUAGUGGACCAUAUCCACCACAAUCUAGCGGAGGGUAUCCUCCACAGAGUGCAGGUUAUCCUCCUCAGUCUGGUGGAGGUUAUCCUCCACAGAGUACAGGUUAUCCUCCACAGUCUAGUGGAGGUUAUCCUCCUGCAAGUGGUGGUUAUGGUCAUGCUCCUGGUGCUGCCCCUGGUAGUGAAGGUUACCAAGGACCGAGGGGACCAUAUGGGGGAGUCGGGUAUGCACCCCCUGCAAGGGCUGGCUCAUAUAAUAAGCCGAAGAGAACCCCCACGGUGGUACCGGCCAACCCGUUUGACCCCCGGGCAGAUGCCGAAAUCUUACGUAAAGCGAUGAAGGGUUUCGGCACCGACGAGAAGGCCAUCAUCAACGUUUUGGCCCAUAGGACCAACGCCCAAAGACUACGCAUCGAUUAUGAGUUUAAAACUAUGUAUGGCAAGGAUUUGGUGAAAGACCUGAAGUCGGAAACGAGUGGAAACUUUGAGAAUUUACUGGUGGCCAUGAUGACUCCGCUCCCGGAGUAUUAUGCGAAAGAGUUACACGACGCUAUGGAGGGCGCGGGGACGGACGAGGAUGUCCUCAUUGAAAUUCUAUGCACCAAGUCCAACGAGGAAAUUAUGGUUAUCAGAGAUGCUUUCCGUAAAAAAUACCACCGAUCCUUGGAGGAGGACCUCAUGGGCGACACCUCGGGCACCUUCAAACGCCUGAUGGUAUCCCUAUGUAACGCGAACCGCGACGAAAGCAUGAUGGUAAACCCGGAGGCGGCAAGGGCAGACGCCCAGGCCCUACUGCGAGCGGGCGAACUAAAACUGGGCACGGACGAGAGCACCUUCAACGCCAUUUUGUGUCAAAGAAACUGGGCCCAGUUGCAAUUGAUUUUUCAGGAGUAUCAAAAUUUAACUGGGCACGAUAUUGAAAAGGCGAUUAAAAAUGAGUUUUCUGGUCACGAGGAGCAAGGCUUCUUGGCGGUUAUACGUUCGAUCAAGAACCAGUCCGCGUAUUUUGCUAAAUUGUUGAAUAAGAGCAUGAAGGGUUUGGGUACCAACGAUAGGGCUCUUAUUCGACUGGUGGUGACCAGGUGUGAAAUUGAUAUGGUGGAAAUUAAGAGGGAGUACCAGGCCAAUUACGGAGAGUCCUUGGCUGAAGCUAUUAAGGGCGAAUGUUCUGGACACUACGAGAAAUGCUUAUUGCAUCUGAUAGGAGAAGCCUAAGCAGGAAAUAUUUAAUUCAUGGAAUUUCUUGCAUUCUACGCUUGGAUCUGCUCUACUACAGUUAACGUUAUUAUAUUAAAGCUUUGUCCAGUUUUAUAGAUGUGUCCAUUAUAAUAUGUGAUAUUCGGUCCAAUUUAUUGCAGCAAAAAUAUGUGUCAAAAUAAACGCUAUAUAUUAUACCUCUUUA
Molecule: messenger RNA, 2012 nt
Organism: Anthonomus grandis grandis
Lineage: Eukaryota; Metazoa; Arthropoda; Insecta; Coleoptera; Curculionidae
Product: annexin B11-like
Exons: 8
Coding region: 338-1825 (495 amino acids)
Cellular component (GO): cytoplasm
Molecular function (GO): calcium ion binding; calcium-dependent phospholipid binding
Source: RefSeq, a predicted model, not a curated record